CAGUUCCGUGCAACUUUCAAGUGAGUUGCAAACUCCGCCCCGAGGACGGUGCAGGUGUCCUGGCGCACUGGGGCCGUGGGUACCCGCACGAACGCAGGCUGCGACCAGCCACCUCUGGCUCGGGACCCACAGCGCCCCCGGCAAGGGCCGAACGCCUGGUUCUCCGGGGCAGGAAGUGCGGAUCGGAGCGUAACUGCCCGAGCGGCGGGGCGGAAGAGCGUGCCGGCCGGUACCGGCUCCCAACUCAGUUCCUGCCUGCCCCGGCCCGCUGGUCUCCCCAUUCUUCAGGCUUCCAGCACUGAGGAGUCAGUGGGCGGUGGGCUCCGCCUCCACUAAGGGGCAGCCCGAGCACCCCUGUGGUUUCCACACCUCCACUGUUGAUCCCAUCCCAGCGCAGGCGUGAGCGUCCCUCUGGGCGUCUUCCUGGAGGGAUCUCCCUUCGCUCCCGAGACUGCAGGAUGGUGUCCUGGAUGAUCUGUCGCCUGGUGGUGCUGGUGUUUGGGAUGCUGUACCCAACUUAUGCUUCCUACAAGGCUGUGAAGACCAAGAACAUUCGUGAAUAUGUCCGGUGGAUGAUGUACUGGAUCGUCUUUGCACUCUUCAUGGCAGUGGAGACCUUCACAGAUGUCUUUAUUUCCUGGUUCCCUUUCUACUACGAGAUCAAGAUGGCCUUUGUGCUGUGGCUGCUUUCGCCCUAUACCAAGGGGGCCAGCCUGCUUUACCGCAAGUUCGUCCACCCAUCCUUGUCUCGCCAUGAGAAGGAGAUCGACACCUACAUCGUGCAGGCCAAGGAGCGCAGCUACGAGACGGUGCUCAGCUUUGGGAAGCGGGGCCUCAACAUUGCUGCCUCGGCUGCUGUGCAGGCAGCCACCAAGAGUCAGGGCGCACUGGCCGGAAGGCUGCGGAGCUUCUCCAUGCAGGACCUGCGCACCAUCUCCGAUGCCCCCGCCCCCACCUACCAGGAUCCCCUCUACCUGGAGGACCAGGUACCCCACCGCAGGCCACCCAUCGGGUACCGGUCAGGGGGCCUGCAGGACAGUGACACCGAGGAUGAGUGUUGGUCAGACACAGAAGUGGUCCCCCAGCCAUCAGCGCGGCCCCGAGAGAAGCCUCUGGGCCGUACCCAGAGUCUGCGUGUGGUCAAGAGGAAGCCGCUGGUGCGGGAGGUCGGUGGGCACCACGCGCUCCCUGAAGGUUCGGACGAGGAAAAAGACCACGCCUUCAGACAUGGACAGCUAGGGUCUACGGAGCCUGGCCCAGUCUUACCUCGUGCCCUGCAGGGCAUUGGGACUGUUUGGAGGGGACCUCUGGCUGCACAUCUGGCCUGCCUGCACCAGCUGCCCGGGUGCUGCCCUCCUGACUCUUGCUGUCGGUUACGGGCCAUAUGUGGGGCUGCACCCACGAUGCACCAAAGCAGGCCGGGCUCAGGGUUUUAUUUAUUGUCCUUCUCGCCGCUCUACCUUCCCAGGUGUGGAACCAGAGCCCUCCCCAGACUCCUGAAAAACGAAACCCAAAGCCCACCCAGCUGUGUUCGUUCCUUCCUGUCCUUCCGAGUACUUCACAGCCUUCUCCAAGGCCAAGUGUGUGUCCUGGUUGUUUGGUCUGUGUUGGUGAAUGAGGCCAGGUUUGCGGAAGUUUUGAUAAAUAAAUGCGUCAAAGUGCCCCGUCUCUUCUGGUUUGUAGCCCCGGUCCUCACAGCACGUGUUAUUAAACAGCCUGCCCCAGGGCAGUCUGGGCCUGGUGCUAAAAGGCCAGACAGACUGCCAGAGGGGCCCAGUGUUCCGGGGCAGGUAGCCAUCGACAGAUUGUUGCGAUGCGGCAAGUACUAUUAUGGGAAGCUCUUGGGGACCUCUGAGAACACGGAUGGGAGAGUGGCGGGGAGGGGGGCGCGGGGGGGCAGUCCAGAGUCUAAGAAUGCAGUCCGGAGGGGAUGGGAUCAGGCCUCGACGGGAAGUAGAAACCAGUGGGAGCGAAGGUGUGGAGGGACCUCAGGCAGCACAAUAAUCUCAUGGGGAUUAGCUAAAACUGCGGAAGAUGAGGGCUGGGGAGGCCGAUUUCCUCCAAGGGCCUGCCAGGCCUCUAGGCAGCUCCUGGUGCAUCGAGUUCGUAAACACUUAGGUUGACAGGAGCUUUGCACC
Messenger RNA from Aethalodelphis obliquidens (Pacific white-sided dolphin), 2138 nucleotides. It is a transcript of the gene REEP4, whose product is annotated as receptor accessory protein 4. The transcript is spliced from 8 exons. Gene Ontology annotation, biological process: endoplasmic reticulum tubular network organization. The coding region runs from base 459 to 2123 and encodes 554 amino acids. Lineage: Eukaryota; Metazoa; Chordata; Mammalia; Artiodactyla; Delphinidae. Gene Ontology annotation, molecular function: microtubule binding. Gene Ontology annotation, cellular component: endoplasmic reticulum tubular network; endoplasmic reticulum membrane; cytoplasmic microtubule. The record is from RefSeq and is a predicted model, not a curated record.